AUGGUGGAAGCUCCUCAGCCUGUACAAUUCAAGCUUGUCUUAAUUGGAGAUGGAGGUGUUGGCAAAACCACUUUUGUCAAGCGUCACUUGACUGGUGAAUAUGAAAAACGCUAUAUCGCUACAGUCGGUGUCGAUGUGCACCCACUUACAUUUUUUACAACUCGCGGUCCAGUCUGCUUCAAUGUUUGGGAUACUGCAGGCCAAGAAAAACUUUCAGGACUUAGAGACGGCUAUUAUAUUGGAGUUUUUUUGAUUAAUUAUUAGUUUUCUAUUGAGAACCUAAUUUAACUAGCUUUUCUUCUAUUAGGAUAGCUCUUAUAUUAAAUCCCAUUGUCAUUUUGACUAUAUUUUAUCAGACCAUUUUACUUUUUUAUUAUAAUGGUGGACAAUGCGGUAUUAUCAUGUUCGAUGUUACCUAGGCUCUCUGCUUUUUUCUGGAGUUGUUUUAUGUUUAAGACGUUUUUUAACAAAAAAAAGUCAUUUGAUAUAUAAAUUUGCGAAAAAAUUUGGUAAAAUAUUCGAGGCAAUAUAUAAAGUCCUUUUUCACUAACUCAAUGCUAUAACAAACUUUUUUUUAUUAAUAUAUAUUUUAAAUAAGAGUGAAUUUUUUGAGGUAAAAGAUAAAUAUUAUUUUUUUAAUUAGGGGGAUUAAGCAAGUUUAUAAUCUAUUACCUCACGUAUCACAUACAAAAAUGUACCUAAAUGGCACAGAGACCUCGUAAGAGUUUGCGAAAACAUUCAUUAGCUUAACUUAAAUUAUUAUCAAAUAGCUCCCAGCCAGCCAUGUCGGUUUUCACGUCUCGUGCUUACAUUCCGUCAGACUAUUGGGUGCGUAGCCCAGGACUAAACUCCUGGUAAACACACCGCUAGCCUUGCUGGGCUGUCCAUUUCCAACUUCCGAACUUCAUCUUUCCCUGAUGUGGAACCUUACCCUGAAUGUGAGCUUACUGUCUUUCAUCCCAUCAUUGCACUCCAUCAGGCCAAGUAAACUCGGUCAGACACACCCACCGCAUGCUGAUCUCUCUUUUGCAAGAUCCUCAGACUCCAUCUGGCUACAAGUGAUAAGAGGCCAUCUUUGUUCUACAAACCAUUUUUAUAUAUGCGAAAGCAUUCCAAUUGUGCUGGUUGGUAACAAAGUCGAUGUCAAGGACAGAAAAGUAAAAGCCAAACAAAUCACAUAUCACAGAAGACACAACCUCCAGUACUUCGAUGUCUCAGCCAAGUCCAACUAUCAGUUCGAAAAGCCAUUCUUGUGGCUCGCUAGAAGACUCUCAGGAGACGCUAAUCUCAUGCUUGUCGAAGCUCCAGUAUUGGCUCCUCAAGAUGUCCAAAUUGACCCAGAACAAAUGGCAGAAAUCGAAAGAGAAAACGCUGAACUCGCAAGCUUGCAAAACGCUCCACUGCCAGCUGAAGAUGAAGAUGAGAAUUUAGGCUAA
This is a messenger RNA of Blepharisma stoltei, 1436 nucleotides long. The record is from the annotation of a GenBank genome assembly. NCBI's taxonomy places the organism in Eukaryota, Ciliophora, Heterotrichea, Heterotrichida, Blepharismidae.